Molecule: messenger RNA, 660 nt
Organism: Leptosia nina
Lineage: Eukaryota; Metazoa; Arthropoda; Insecta; Lepidoptera; Pieridae
Source: the annotation of a GenBank genome assembly
AUGGCUGGUCACGUAGGUGGCGGUGGUUUUACUAACAGUAACGAAAAUAUACAAAGAUACAACAAUGAAAGACGUAGUAGUAAACAGUGGGUCAAACUUAAUGUUGGUGGUACAUAUUUUUUAACAACAAAAACUACUUUGUCUAGAGACACUAACUCGUUUUUGUAUCGAUUAGUACAAGAAGACAGUGACUUAAUAUCAGAUAGGGAUGAAACUGGAGCCUACCUUAUUGACAGAGACCCAACAUAUUUUUCGCCUGUUUUGAAUUAUCUACGACAUGGAAAGUUGGUCAUUAACAAUGACAUUGCUGAAGAAGGAGUUUUAGAGGAAGCUGAGUUUUAUAAUAUAACAGAGCUUAUAAAAUUAGUAAAAGAAAGAAUUUCCCAGAGAGAAACGGGUCCAUCCAAAGAUUCCAAAAAUCAUGUUUACAGAGUAUUACAAUUCCAUGAAGAAGAGUUAACACAGAUGGUUUCUUCUAUGUCUGAUGGUUGGAAAUUUGAACAAUUGAUUAAUAUUGGAUCUCAAUAUAACUAUGGAAGUGAAGAUCAUGCUGAAUUUUUGUGUGUUGUCAGUAGAGAAUGUGGCAAUAAUCCCAAUAGUAAUGAUAUAGAACCCACAGAUCGUGCAAUGGUCCUUCAGCAAAAAGGCUCAAGAAUUUGA